AUGUCAGCAGUACCAGCUUUACCCGCUCCACUUCCUGCUCUAGACAACACACUCGGGGCGCUAUACAUUGGCGCCUGUCUCUUGACGCUAUUGUAUGGUGUUAUCUGCGUCCAGACGUUCCUCUACAUAACUUCAAACCGGGCCCGAUCUGACCGUUGGUGGUUGAAGCUUCUCGUGUUUGUUAUAGUCAAUAUAACUCAACUGAUUGGUAGUGGAUUAGAUACUGUGAGCCAUGGCAUAAUCUUGGCUGGCAUGUAUCGCUAUUUAGUGAGUGACUUUGCCAAUCCAGCUGCGCUUAAAGAAGGGGGGGCUGUUAGUGGCACGCUCUUGGUCACGUAUGCAAGUCUCACUGUUUACACCGUGAGCACUUAUGACACUAACGUCACGAUAGGAGGAGUCUGUCGUCGGGGCCUGCUCUGUACUUCUCAUGCAGCUCUUCUUCUGUUGGCGCAUAUGGAGGUUCAGCGCUUCUUCGCUGAAUUUAUGGAUGCGAAUCGCCUUUAUGGUUAUCACGCAUCAUACGUCGCUAUGGGCAUCUUUGGUUCCCAGCACCACCUACACACUCCCAAUGCGCCUGAGUUUUCCCUUGCAACUGAACUUUCAGCUUCAAGUGGAACGGCCUUUGACGUGAUCAUGACACUGGUUAUGAUUACAAGUCUUCAUCGAGCUCGAUCAGGGAUCACCAAGAGUGAUCAUACUAUCACUUUCCUUACACUGUUUACUGUCAACACGAACCUCAUCACGACUUUACUCUCAGUAGGGUCACUGGUUACAUUCCUGGUCCUUCCCGAUGCUACAGUCUACGGAGGAAUAUCUUUCUUGAUUCCAAAAUCGUACUUGAACUCAUUUUUAGCCAUAGACUACCUUCGAGAAAAGCUGGAUCCGUCAAUGUCGAUACACGAGGCACAACCUUCGCAUCCAGUGUUUGCCGUAUUUACUUCAACUAAUGCCACAACGGCUCGGCAAAUGGAGGAGUUGGAGUUGGAGUCAGCUCAUGCGAAUGAUUCGUCAACCAAAGUAUAG
Desarmillaria tabescens is the source of this 1023-nucleotide messenger RNA. RefSeq lists its product as uncharacterized. The transcript has 17 exons. The coding region runs from base 1 to 1023 and encodes 340 amino acids. Lineage: Eukaryota; Fungi; Basidiomycota; Agaricomycetes; Agaricales; Physalacriaceae. The record is from RefSeq and is a predicted model, not a curated record.